AUGCGACCAACAACACCCAAGCUGCAGUACCGCCUGGCAGCAACGCUCGCCGCAUGUAGCGCCGUCCUCUUCAGCGCGCCGGCAUUCGCGCACACAGAGGACAGUCUCACAGCGCCGGCGCCGGCUGGCCCCGACGGGAGCAAUGUGACGCUCGGCAGUGGAGGGGGAGGGCAGUUUCCGUUUGCGCUGGGGUCGUAUAAUGGGCUUGUGUUGGAGGAUUCUCCCGAUGAGGGGGCGGAUGCGUCGCUGGAUCCGAUCCGUCGGGCUCGGAGGGCUGUGUCGUCGGUGGGGAAUAAUCAGUACCAGGAAGAUGAUAUCAAGCCGGGGGAGACGCAGAAGUGGUACUUUCCUAGGGAUGCGAAGGAUAGGGAUGGGGAUGGGCCUAAGGGUGGGAAGGACAGGGAGGGCGGUGGUCCUAAGGGAGAUAAGGGUAGGGAGGGCGAUGGCCCCAGUGAUAGGGAGGGCGAUGCGCCCAAAGAAGAGAGACCGAGUCAUCGGAAACGCGCGAACACAGUCUACGUGUCUAUGACCAUCUGCUCGAAGCCGCGCCUCUCCAAGCGCGACACCGAUCACAACCCGCCCGCUCUGCCCCAGCUAGAGGUCUCGAUCCUAGGAUUGAACGGGACCGACAGCUGGGCCGUCUUCAAGUCCGAAGGCGGCUACAUGAGCGCCGUCGGAGACGCAACAGGCGACGUCCAGCUCAAAGUCACAGCGCCCGAAAGCAAAGACUACGAGGGGACCUACCACUACCAGAUCGCGGCGUCCGUCGACGCGCUCUUCCACACGGUCGGCGGUGACGAAUCGCUCUUCCAUGUCGACUCGGACACAACCACGGCGCUUCUCGCGACUGCCAGUCUCAACAAGACGGACUACCACCUGCCGGCUGGCAACGACAGUGACUGGCUACAUAAGCGACCCCCGUUUGUGAUGUUCGCCAAUAACGUCAAUGAUCCGUCCAUUGAGGGCAUGGAGCGCUCGUACUGCGCGCUUAACCUGCAUGCGCAGAUCAAAGGCAAGAAGAGCGUUGAAGCGAGCAUGACUAGGCGGCCGGGAGGUGAGAAAGUCCGAGAGCAGUUCUACGUUACCAAGCUUAACCGCAGCUCUGAGUACACUGGUAUCCUGGCCAUGGCGGGGAACUCGACGGACUCGGGGAAUGGCUAUAUCGGAGGAGGGGGGCGAGUGUGGCAGCCAGAGAAGUUCUCCACCAAACAUGACGACAACUGCGCCCUAAUCCACGACCUCCCCUUCUGCAAAGAAGUAGCCUACGCCGUCCCGACCAAUCCCCAAAAAUACAAGAACAAGCUCAACGACCUCAUAACCACCUACGACGACCACGCCCGCAGCCUCUACAAGAACUUCACCUACUCGCUCGCCCAAAUCCAAUGCAACGCCACCAACAACGAAACCAAAUGGUCCCUCUCCGUCAACUGCGACGACUGCGCCAACGCCUACAAGAACUGGCUCUGCGCGGUGACCAUCCCCCGCUGCGCCGACUUCUCCAACACGAACAACACCGCCCUGCACCCGCGCAACAUCCCCCGCCCCUUCCACAACGGCACCUCCCUGCCUUCCAGCGCAGUCAACGAAACAAUCCGCAACUUCCCCGCCGCGCGUGGCGCGCGUAACCCCUCGAUUGAUCGCAUCAUCAACCCCGGCCCGUACAAGGAAAUGCUCCCCUGUCGCGACAUCUGCUGGGAUCUCGUGCGCAGCUGUCCGUCAGCGCUGGAUUUCAGCUGUCCCGAGGAACCGGGGAUAUGGGCGAGUUACGGCGCUAAGGAUAAAUACGAGGAGGGGAGGUGUAAUUAUCCGGAGGCGCCGUUUAAGGAUAAGAAUGGGGGGGUUGCUUUGCGGGGUGGGUUUGGGUUGGGGUUGUUGGGGGGGUUUUGGCUGUUGGUUUGGUUCACAGUGUUUGAGUUGUUGUGA
This is a messenger RNA of Aspergillus candidus, 1923 nucleotides long. Its product is annotated as MID1 family protein. Gene Ontology annotation, biological process: calcium ion import across plasma membrane. Lineage: Eukaryota; Fungi; Ascomycota; Eurotiomycetes; Eurotiales; Aspergillaceae. Gene Ontology annotation, molecular function: calcium channel activity. The transcript has 2 exons. The record is from RefSeq and is a predicted model, not a curated record. Bases 1 to 1923 code for a protein of 640 amino acids.